Ailuropoda melanoleuca (giant panda) is the source of this 939-nucleotide messenger RNA. RefSeq names its product olfactory receptor 1C1. Lineage: Eukaryota; Metazoa; Chordata; Mammalia; Carnivora; Ursidae. Gene Ontology annotation, molecular function: olfactory receptor activity; G protein-coupled receptor activity. Gene Ontology annotation, biological process: G protein-coupled receptor signaling pathway. The record is from RefSeq and is a predicted model, not a curated record. Gene Ontology annotation, cellular component: membrane.
AUGGAAAUAAGAAAUCUAACAGUCAUCAAGGAAUUCAUCCUUCUGGUACUUUCUGGAUCAGCAGAGCAACAAUAUUUCUUAUCUGUGCUAUUUCUCUGUAUGUAUUUAAUGACUAUAUCAGGCAACAUGCUCAUCAUCUUGGUUGCUGGCUUUGACUCUCACCUCCCUUUACCCAUGUAUUUCUUCCUUAGUAACUUGGCCUUCGUUGACAUCUGUUUUUCCUCCACUACUAUCCCCCAAAUGAUAGUUAACCUCUUAAAUGAUACACAGACUAUUUCUUUUCUAGGGUGCCUCAGCCAGCUUUUCUUCUUCAUUUCUUUUGUGAAUAUGGACAGCUUUCUUCUGUCUGUGAUGGCAUAUGAUAGGUAUGUGGCAAUUUGCCACCCUUUAUGUUAUAUUGCCAUUAUGAAUCCUCAUCUCUGUGUCUGGCUAGUGGCUGGGCUCUGGCUUGUCACAUAUCUCCAUGCCCUCUUAUACACUGUCUUAAUGGCGCAUUUGUCCUUCUGUGCUUCCAAUAUCAUCCACCAUUUCUUCUGUGAUCUCAACCCUCUCCUGCAGCUCUCUUGCUCUGAUAUAUCCCUGAAUGUCAUGAUUAUUUUUACAGUAGGAGGUCUACUUGCUCUCACACCUCUUAACUGCAUCCUCAUAUCUUAUGAACUGAUCUUCUCAACCAUCCUGAAGAUCACAUCUGCUCAGGGGAAAGAGAAAGCUUUCUCCACCUGUGACUGCCACCUGUCAGUGGUGGUGGUGUUUUAUGGCACAGAGUGCUAUUUCAGUCCCUCCUCCUCUUUUAUCCCUAAAAGUGACACCCCAUUAGCCCUUAUGUAUACAUUGGUGACUCCAGUGCUGAAUCCAUUCAUCUACAGUCUAAGGAACAGUGAUAUGAAGCGAGCACUUCAGAAAAUGAUUUGUAAAGGUGCAUACUUUCAGCAGCAAUGA